AUGCAAACCAAUCAAAAGCUCUGCAUCGCUAUCUUUGGCCCUACCGCCUCCGGGAAGACCAAGCUGGGGGUUGCCAUUGCGAAGGCCUUUCCGAGUGAGGUUAUCUCUGUCGAUAGCCUACAAUGUUACAAGGCGGGAAGUAUCAUCACUGCCAAGCCUACUGAUCAAGAGAUAGAUGGUGUUCCUCAUCACUUGAUUGAUUAUCUCGAGGCUGAUGAGGAGCCUGAUGACUUCGUGGCCCAAGCUGCUGACAUGAUGGAAGAGAUCACAAGCCGAGGAAAUCUCCCCAUUCUUGUCGGCGGUUCGACAUCUCUCGCCAUACCUUUGCUGCAUGAGGCCCUCAACCGGCAGUAUCGGUUUGUGGCUGCAACUCUGAUCCCGCGCCAGUCUACAUACUGGCAGUCUAUCUAUACUAGAGCCAGUGAGAUGCUCGAGAGUGGUCUUCUGGCCGAACUUGAGGCCCUGAGGGACCUGCAACAGAGUCUGCUCGAUGACAACGCAUGCUUCGAUAAGGGAGUAUGGAAGGCAAUCGGGUAUCAGGAGUUCUACCCCUACCUUGAAACAGACUCGUCAUGCAACGCGCGGCAGUUGUCAUUCCAAAAGGGUCUCGCACUCAUGAACGCCAACACCUUACAGUACGGCUUCCAUCAACUCGAGUGGAUACGCUCCGUCCUGAACCCUUUCCUCCAUCAGGCCGGUGUAGUAUGCAUGAGCUUCCCCGUCACUACCAAGGCUUCGUGGAUGUCGGAUGUUGAGAUACCUGCCAUUUCAAUGCUCAACGAGCUAUGCUACAGUCUACGCACCAUCAAACUCUCCACCAACGGCACUUUAAACUCUAGCUCCAAGUCUCGAGUCGUGGGUCUUUUUGGCGGAUCUUCGCCGGGGAAUGACCCGGGCCACAUUGAUGCAGCCAAAAAGCUUGCAUUUGCUUUGCACCAAAAUAACUACAAACUCGUCUACGGCGGCGGAACAACCGGGAUCAUGGGCGCCAUUGCGAGCACUCUGGUGCAACUCUCAGGACCAAGUGCCGUCCAGGGCAUCAUUCCGGUUGCACUCGCCAAGUACGAAGAAAGACUCACCAAGAAACGGGCCGAUCCCUCAAAGUUCGGGAACAGAACUGUCGUCAAAGACAUGCAUACACGCAAGAGACUCAUGAUUGAGGCAGUUAUUGGGGGCGCUGCAGGGAGCGGCUUUGUAGCUCUCAGUGGGGGAUACGGUACCUUGGAGGAACUCCUUGAGAUAACGACUUGGUACCAGCUUGGUAUUCAUCGAUGCGGCAUCUGUGUGUUUGACGUAUGCGGGUUCUACCAGGGUUUGUUGGACUGGGUUCGUCAAGCUGCACAGGCAGGGUUUGUUGGCACAGAGGAUGCUACUAUUCUGCGGGUUGCAAUGACGGCUGAGGAUGUCAUCGGCUGUUUGGGCAGUGAUGAUCAUCGUUAUUCAAGGAUGGGUGAGCUGGAGUGGGAUUAG
Molecule: messenger RNA, 1470 nt
Organism: Fusarium tjaetaba
Lineage: Eukaryota; Fungi; Ascomycota; Sordariomycetes; Hypocreales; Nectriaceae
Product: lysine decarboxylase
Exons: 2
Coding region: 1-1470 (489 amino acids)
Biological process (GO): cytokinin biosynthetic process
Cellular component (GO): cytosol
Molecular function (GO): hydrolase activity, hydrolyzing N-glycosyl compounds
Source: RefSeq, a predicted model, not a curated record